GAAUCGUAUUUCCAUUAAUUAGUUGAGCGAUUGAAUGGCGCAAACUUGAUAAAUUUAUUAGGUUUAAAAUUUUGCAUCAGAUUUUGUCUGCAAAGAAAAAUAAAUUACAUACUAUUUAUGAAAUUCAGGAAAAAAUCAUAAAAAAUUUCAAUUAGCCGGUGUCUGCUGUGAUUCGAUUUGUACCAGAAGUGACAAGCGGUUGUUUAUUUUUGUGCUGGCUUAAAUUUUCGUAACAUUGGAUUUUCUAAUAUUUUACAAUUCGGUGAGUGAUUUCAUGUGAUUAUUCAAUAGAUUAAACAUUAUAAUUGAAAAAGGAUUACAGUAAAGAACAUGGAUUCAGAGAAGCCGUGUGAGAACGAAAAUGAAUUUUUCUACAAAACAACUGAAGAUUUGGUUGGAGAAUCGAUUAUCGAUUACAAUUUGGAGGAGCUGGAAAACGACGACGAAGUGGAUAACUCAGCAACUGAUCCGUUAGAAGACAGCAGCAGUAGCAGUGGCAGAAAAGCAGUAAAUAGUUGUGACACUUUGUUUUUCUGCAUUUUGCUAGUCCACAAGCGACAAUUCAAAGGACAAUCUUCAGGAACCUACGUUGCUCGCUGGGAGUUGUCAGCAGGAAGUAGUCGUGAAUUCGUGGAAAAAGCGUGGAAUUUAUCGAAGAAAUAUUUGGCUCGUGAAGUUGUGUUCGUUUCUAACGCUGAUGGAACAUCAAGUCCAUCAUGGAGCUCCCACGAAUCACCCAUCGAAAGCGAAUUUCACAAGUUUGUGCUUUUCCAAUCUGGUCGGCGAAAUUAUACCCUCGAUAAAUUAAGCGAUGAAAAGACUUCUCUUUUGCACAGUUGGGGAGGCAAAGAAAUUUCUAUGUUUUUGCAUAUUUACUCGCUCUCAAUAAGCAGCCGGGCUGUUUGGAAUUCAGUAAAGGACAUGUUGAUUGACCCAGCAGAAAAGGACAGAUCCGGAGCAGCGAUGACUCAAGCAGUUUUUGAUCAAUCUGAUGAGCUCAGAACGACACACGGUGAUCAUUUGGAUGGGCAUGGAAUGGCUUGGUCAUUCUGGGCCAACAGUAUUUUGAACGCUCCUGGUCACUUACGAGAAGCAAUGAAGAAUCAUCCACCUCAGCAUUUAUCGCAUUUGUUUCGCGCGAAAGAAGGACCACGUAUAACCGCUAUUAGACGAGAAUUGAAUGUAGCUCAUGGUGUUAAUGAUAGUUUUCACGAGGAGAUCACGGCUCUUCGGCAGGCUUUUAACGUACUAGAAUCGAGCUUUGAACACUUCAGCAGAACGAUAAAAAUAGUAAAACAACGCCUCGAGGCCCUCGAGAUAAGAGAUAAGCUAAGCGAAACCCUUACAAGUGCAAUGGAGUCGUCUGCAAGCGUUCAAGAAGAUCAAGGAGGCAAGGCAUUGAACAUGGAAAUCACCGAUGCUGACGACGUUGACCACAUCUAAGUUUUUUUUUUUCACAUUUUUCUGCAUACUUUUAUUCAAUUAAAAUAUAGCAAUGUUAUAGAAAAGUUUCGCAAAUCAAGCAAUCUAAUAAAAACUUAACUAUGUAUGUUGAAAGUGAUGUCAAUCAGAUCUUCUGGGGCUGCAGUUGUCGGAUCGAAUUUGCCUCCAUGAACAUAACCACAUUUUUUAAACAAUUUGGUCAUGCUGAACGAAGAAAAAGAAUUCAUAAUCUCUGCUACUAAAACUUUUAGAUCCUGGUUAUUAUUCUCUCUGUAAUGUCGUUGCAUUUUUCUCUUAGCUAGUCCAAAUACAAUUUCGAUCGGGUUAUAGAAAGGUGCGUAUGCUGGCAGAAAGAUAAUAAAUACACCCAAUGAACGAAAACACCCUACAAUUUUGUC
Messenger RNA from Wyeomyia smithii (pitcher-plant mosquito), 1841 nucleotides. RefSeq lists its product as uncharacterized. The transcript has a single exon. The coding region runs from base 331 to 1443 and encodes 370 amino acids. The record is from RefSeq and is a predicted model, not a curated record. Lineage: Eukaryota; Metazoa; Arthropoda; Insecta; Diptera; Culicidae.